AUGGCGGUGACAGACGGAAGAUGUCACUGCGAGCCAAUUGUGAUGCGUGAGGUACCCCGUGUGCACAGGGCGCUGACGAUGGCUUCUGCCUGGGAGAGGAAUCGUCACUACGGGGACCUGCAGAAAGCAGUCGCUUUCCUCCCCUCGCUCCUUGCUGAUAGCUCCCUCAGGAGCAAGGACACCGCUCAGAGUGUCCACGGAGUGCUGCUCUUUGCGGAUAUCUCAGGUUUCACUGCGUUGACCGAGAAAUUCGUGCAGAGGAGCGGCGUGGACAGAGGCACUGAUGAGCUGGCGCAAACGCUCAAUGAGUACCUGUGUGACAUUUUGGAGGAGUUCCUGAUUUUUGGAGGAGACAUCUUGAAGUUUGCUGGAGAUGCUGUGCUGGUGCUGUGGAGAACACCACCCCAGGAGGUGGCCAGGACCAUCAGCCUGGUGCUGCACUGUAGCCGGCAGAUCCAGAAGAAGUACGGAAGGCGUGACACAGAUGUGGGGCAGAAGAUCCAACUGAAGAUAGGGAUCUCUGCAGGGACCAUGAGCCUCCCGGUUUUCGGAGAUGAGAGCUGGCAACACUUCUGCAUUUUUGGCCCGUGCCUGGCUGAAGUUCGUGACGCCGAAGAGGUUGCGGGUGCAGGUGAAGUUGUCCUCUCGGCCACCUGCUGGGAGCUCUGUGCCAUGAGGCCUGCUCUUCUCUUGCCCAGUGACCUGAACGCCAAGGAUGUGCUUAGGAAGUACAUACCAGUCGCUGCUCUCGGGAAGCUCGAUGCAGGACUGCCCAUGGAUCUCCUCUCUGAGCUACGGCCAGUCACCUGCAUCUUUGUCCAGCUGCAGCUUGCUGCAGGUACCAGCUCGGAGCAUCUCAGCACCGUCCUCAAGGAGGCCAGCAGGGUGAUGCUAGAAAUCCUCUCUCCUCACAAGGGCCACAUCAACAAAGUCCUCCUGUGUGAUAAAGGCUGCACGUUCCUCUGCGUGCUGGGACUCCCUGGAAACAAGCUGCCCUGCGAGAGCCUUCACGCCCUGCAGAGUGCUCUGGAGAUCUUCAACUCGUGCUCCACCAUGCUCAAGGAAAGAGAGACAAUGUCUGUGGCAGUUACCAGAGGGACGAUGUUCUGCGGAGUCACUGGCCACCCGCUGAGACACGAAUACACAGUCCUUGGCCAGAAGGUGAACUUGGCUGCCCGGAUGAUGGUGCACUACCCUGGGCUGGUGUCCUGUGAUGCAGUGACCUACGCCGCCUCCCGGCUGCCUGCUUCCUACUUCAAGGAGCUGCCGGAGAGAGAGAUGAAAGGCCUCAGCCAGCCUGGCCCUGUCUAUCAAUACGUGGGGGUCACCGAGGAGAGCAUCUUUGGCGUGGGUCUUACCAAGAAGAGGUCGGAGUACGUCCCCUUGCUGGGUCGGAAGCAGGAGACUGACCUCUUUGUCAGCUGCUUGAACGCCUAUAGGGAUUCAGGCCAAAGGAACAUCCUGGCGGUUGAGGGCACGAUGGGCUGUGGAAAGAGCCACUUACUUUCUGAACUGGCCUCUCUAGGCCAGGAUGCUGGCCACAGCGUGGUUGCCCUGGAACUGCUGGAGAUCGACAUGAGGCAGCCCUUCUCUGCCAUCCGCAUGCUGAUGGCCAGGGCCCUGGGCCUCCAGGACUGUGAAUCGCGCGGCGACAGGCAGCGCGUGCUGAAGACAAAGCUGCAAGGGACAAUCGAAGAGAGCAGCUACUGCCUCCUCAAUGACAUUUUCUGCGUCAAGUUUCCCAUUUCGGACAACGAUCGCGAGAUGGAUGAAACUCAAAGAAAACUGGAAUUGCACUCGACUCGGCUGAAAGUGCUGGAGAAGACCCUUACAGGAGAUUUUGGCAUAUUUGUCAUCGACAAUGCCCAUUUCAUCGACCCUGACUCCUGGUUCAUCAUGUCACCCAUGCUCCAAACAAUCUCCCUCUUCAUGGUCAUGAGCUUAGCCCCGGGCUACGAGAUAACAGAGAGCUUCCGCAAAGCCGCAGCAGACAACGCCAUGUCCCAGAAAAUCACUUAUCUUCAUCUGGACAAGCUGAAAGCUUCAGUUGUGAUGCAGAAAGUCUGCAAUGACCUCGGAGUGGUCAGCAUCCCCAGGGAUCUGGUGAGGUUCCUGAUCCGAACCAGCUCAGGGAUCCCAUAUUACUGCGAGGAGCUGCUGCGCUGCCUUCGUGCCAACGACAUGCUCCAGUUCUGCACCCGGAGGCAGUCUGGAAAAGCAAAGGACAACUGGGAGAGCCUGAUCAUCGAGGCUUCAUCCCUCGCAGCAACCUGGAGCUCCGACGCGGGGAAUGACGGCAGGGUCUGCCUCCUCAGGCCAGGCGUGACCCUGGAGAACACCGCGCUGCCCAUCCCCUUGAAAGAGAUUGCGCUGACUCAGCUGGAUCGGAUGCAGCCGCUGACGCGGAUGGUUGUGAAGUUUGCAGCCAUCAUCGGGCCGGUGUUUACCACCCAGCUCCUGUCGCACAUCCUUCCCCCUGGCCUCAGGACCCAUAUGAAUUCCUUGUUGGACGAGCUGGUGAGCGACAACAUCCUGAAGCGGCUGAAAAACACAGAGGUGCCAGAAGAUGUGCAAGAUCCUACCGAGGGGCCAGCCACCUCUUCGCAGGUGGAGAGCGGUGUGCAGAGGCCCUCUCCCAGCACGAGGACCGAGGAGCAGCAGCCUGGCGUCCUGGCCUUCUGCGUCCCACUGCUGCAGAAGGCUGCGUACGAGCUGUGGCCCGAGAGGCAGCGAGUCGCCUUGCACGGCAAGUGUGCCGCCUUCCUGGAGCAGCACGCGCACAAAUGCAGGAGCUGCGGCCAAGGGGAGUUUGUCGCCUUCCACCACUUCGCCGUCACCAGCAGCCAGGAUGGAGGCAGCUGUCGGGACCCUGCCGACGGAGGCGACUCAUGCAGCUGGGAGGCCUUGGUGCUGGCUGGAGAAGAGCUGAAGCGGGAUAGGACCCACGCCACUGGGGGUACGCUGUGCACCGUGCUCCACAGCCCGGGCCCUCCAGGAGCCCAGGGGUGUAUGCUGGGGAUCGGCUGGGAGGAGGUCUGCCAGGGACGAGCCCAGGCGCUGAGGACAACCACCGCAGACUUUGCUCAGCGUGUCGGCACCCUCGCAAGGGUCCUUGAAGCCCAGUGGGAGAGCGAGAGCAGCUCUUCCCCUGGGGCAGGCGAGGAGGUGUCUAACCCCCUGUUUUCUUUGCAGAUGCCACAGAGCAGCAGGCUUUCACGGAGGAGGAAACUGGAGGGCGAACAGACAACUGAGCUGCCCGACGAGACCGACAGGCAGCACAACGGCACACACUGGUGUGAAUGCCGAGCCAUCGUGGAAUCGGUGCUUGUGCCUUUGGCUCGCCACUACGUGGCAAUGGGCGAUGCCGACCGAGCCUUUUACUACCUUCUGGAGUGUGCUGCUGCCUACCUGCACGUCUCCAACAGCUACAUGGCCCUCAUGAAACUGAACGAAGCGGAGGUCCUGAGGAAGAUGAAAGCCACUGCGAUAGCCUGCUUUGAAGAGGCCACCUUCUUCAGCCUCAAAGGGCAGGUUUGCUGGUGUAUGCAACGUCUUCAGCUGGCAGAGACAAUGAUGAGGGAGGCUUUGAGCUUGCUCAGAAGGAACUUCCCCGAGACCUCCCCUGGCGCCUUUGUCAAGGCUCAGGUGGAAAAGUUGCCUUGUGUCGCUUACGUGAGAGCAGCCUGCCUUCUGCAGAAGGGCCGCUCCCUUUCCUCCCAGGAGGUGCGACUGGCUUGUCCGCCGCCCUGCUUUCCCCCAGCCCUGGCUGAUUUAGCGCUGUACAGUGAGAGCCUCUGGGCCCAGCAGUUUCUCUCGUGCGGCAGGAUGAAGAGGCUGGCCUGGCUGCUGCAGCAGAGCUGCUGCCUUUCCUUACUGGAGCGCCUCUUCAGCCUGGAGGGCACUUCCAGCGGACGGAGGUUCUCCCGCCUGGCAGCGCGCAUGAAGGCCAACACGGACAGGGCGUUGGACUCCUGUUGGACAGCAGAACUCCCACCACGCACAGACUUAGGACACAGACAGAUGCCAGCACAGACGCAGACACAGAGGCCGUGGCAGACACAGAUACCGCUGCAGACGCCCUUGCAGAAACCAGGUAGUCUUUCAGAUGCAACUGCAGAUGGAGAUGCCAUGGGAGAGACAGAUGCCACACCAGAUACCCUUGCGUGCGCCACUGCAGAUGUAGACAAAACCGGAGUGCAGAGAGCAUUGCAGAUGCCCUUGCAGACAGAGGGAGCGUUGCUGAUGCAGGUACCAUUUCAGAGGAAGGCAUCUUUGGGGAUGCCGGUGCGGAUGCAGAUAAAAUUGAAGAUGGUUACUGGUUGA
This is a messenger RNA of Chroicocephalus ridibundus (black-headed gull), 4323 nucleotides long. Its product is annotated as adenylate cyclase type 10-like. Gene Ontology annotation, molecular function: adenylate cyclase activity. Gene Ontology annotation, biological process: intracellular signal transduction; cyclic nucleotide biosynthetic process. Gene Ontology annotation, cellular component: cytoplasm. Lineage: Eukaryota; Metazoa; Chordata; Aves; Charadriiformes; Laridae. The record is from RefSeq and is a predicted model, not a curated record.